AUGUCGCUCUAUAUUGGUACCAUCAUCUACGUGGCGGUGAAGCCGAUGUUCAAGAUCUACUUCAUCCUCGCCCUCGGCUUCUACCUCGCUAAGCGCAAUAUCUUGACGGUGCUGACAUGCCGAGAUAUCAGUGAUAUGGUGGUGACGGCGGUGAUGCCGUGUCUUAUCCUCAAUAACUUGAUCAGCAACUUGAAGCUGAGUGAUAUCAAGCAGAUUGGCAUCGUCUUUUUCACGGCAUUGUGUCUCUUUACCGUGGGGCUUGUGCUCGCCGCCUUCACCUAUUUCCUCACCAAGCUGCCGCGGCGAUGGCUCGGCGGGUUGCUUAGUGUUGGUUUAUUCCCCAACAUUAGCGAUAUGCCCAUUGCCUAUCUCCAGACGAUGAGUAAAGGCGGUGUGGUGAUUUCUGAAGCCGAAGGUAACCGCGGUAUUGCCUUUGUCUGUAUCUACGUGGCGGCUCAGAUCUGUCUCCAGUUCUCGCUUGGUCUCUUUAGACUCGUGGAAUACGAUUUCAAGCGAGAUAAACGGCUCAAUCUUGUCCACGUUCACGACGACAGUUCCGACGAGAAAAAAGAUGAUGCCCACAGUGUGGCGUCAUCUGACCAUACUCCAUCACUAGCACUGCUGCUGGUCUCGAUAGCACCACUGCAAACGUCAUCAGCUCAGCAUGAACAGUUCAUCCAGCACCGCCGGUCAUGCGAACAACCGAUGCAAACCAACCUCCAAAUGAUCCCGUCGCGGACGGUACUGGAACGUCAUCACCGUACUGAAGAUAUUGAAACGGUGAUUAAUGAGUACAGUGAGUACCUGGGCCACCACCAUGACGUCAACGACCCUGCGGAUAAUAUACUGGCUAUGUCCACAGUGGACCAACCAAAACUACCCUUAAAGCAACGGCUUUGGCUGGGGUUCAAAAACUGGUGCAUCACCAUGAGCAAAAACUUGCGUACGCCCAAUCUGAUGGCGCUUAUCGCCGGUAUUGCCAUUUCCAUGGCACCUCCACUUAAGGCAUUAUUUGUCCCCGUGGAGCACCCCCACAUCCCCACUGCUCCUGAUCAUCAACCACCAUUACUGUUCGUCAUGGAUAUUGUAUCGUAUAUCGGGGCCGCCCUGGUUCCGCUUGGUUUACUCCUUUUAGGGGCCACCAUCCUGAGAUUACAGGUUAAGAAGAUGCCUAAAGGGUUCUGGAAAACUGCAGUGGGCAUCACCGUGUCUCGUCUCGUCGUUCUCCCCAUUUUCGGCGUCGGGCUUACCACGGGUCUUGUCCACGGCGGCUGGUACGGCAAACAAGAUUUGCUUCGAUUUGUCCUGGUGAUCGAGUUCGGCAUGCCCCUGGCAACGAUCCUCGUGUUUUUCACUGCAUUUUACACCGACCCCAACUCCGAAGACCACUUGCAAAUGGACUGCCUCGCCGUGUGUCUCAUCUUCCAGUAUGCGAUCUUCUGGGUGACGCUUCCGUUCUUGGUGACGUUUACGUUCAAAGUGUCGAUGGGUCGCUAG
Messenger RNA from Diutina rugosa, 1497 nucleotides. RefSeq names its product putative ATPase (gene ECM3). Gene Ontology annotation, biological process: transmembrane transport. The coding region runs from base 1 to 1497 and encodes 498 amino acids. Gene Ontology annotation, cellular component: membrane. The record is from RefSeq and is a predicted model, not a curated record. The transcript has a single exon. NCBI's taxonomy places the organism in Eukaryota, Fungi, Ascomycota, Pichiomycetes, Serinales, Debaryomycetaceae.